Molecule: messenger RNA, 901 nt
Organism: Pieris brassicae (large cabbage white)
Lineage: Eukaryota; Metazoa; Arthropoda; Insecta; Lepidoptera; Pieridae
Product: calcium and integrin-binding protein 1-like
Exons: 5
Coding region: 145-702 (185 amino acids)
Molecular function (GO): calcium ion binding
Source: RefSeq, a predicted model, not a curated record
UGUGAUUAGGUUGGAUUUACAAUUUAACAACAAAGUACACUCAUUAGUUAAUAGUUUUAUUAAAAAAAUUAAAUUCAAAUACAGUUACGAUUUUGGUUUUACAUUUAAGUUAUAAAUACUUAUUACUAUAAUUUCUGCAUUGCAAUGGGUCAAGGAAAAAGCCAAUUCACGGAAGAAGAACUUCAAGAUUAUGAGGAUCUUACAUAUUUUACCAAAUCCGAGGUUUUAUAUGCUCAUCAGAAGUUUAAAGAAUUGGCACCUGAAAAAGUGGGACAUAACAAGAAUGCAAAGCUUCCAAUGGCUAAAAUUCUACAGUAUCCAGAAUUACGAGUGAACCCAUUUAGAGACAGAAUUUGUAAGGUGUUCAGCUCAAGUAAUGAUGGUGACUGUACUUUUGAAGACUUUCUAGACAUGAUGUCUGUGUUCAGUCAGAAUGCACCAAAAUCUGUGAAAGCAGAACAUGCAUUUAGGAUUUUUGAUUUUGAUGGCGAUGACAUGAUUGGUGUGUCUGAUCUCAGUGAGGUGGUUGAACGGCUCUGUGGAGUAGAACUGAAACUUAGUGAAUCUGAAAUACAGGCAUUGAUCCAAAAUGUAUUACAAGAAGCCGAUUUAGAUGACGAUGGAGCUCUUUCAUUUGCUGAGUUUGAGCAUAUCAUAGAUAAGAGUUCAGAUUUCUCCCAUUCUUUCCGGAUUCGGCUGUAAUAUAAGAGAAGAUAAACAUUUAUUGUAAUAUUAUAUGAAUCUCAUAUGAAUAGAUAUGUCAUUAUGUCUUAGAAUGUAAUUAUGAAAUACCCAAGUUAUGGUGAACUUUCCAAUUUGGAAAUCUAGAGUCUAAUCAUUAUUGUCUUCCUAUUAACAGUUAUUAGAACAUUUUAUUAUUUAUUAAAAACAUUUUCUUCCA